GCAUGUGUUGAAUUACAAUCCCCAGUGUGAUGGCAUUUGGAGAUGGAGUCUUUGGAACAUAAUUAGAUCAUGUGAAUAUAGCUCUCUUCCUGCCUUGUGAGGAUGCAACAGUAAGUCAGCAGCCUGAAACUUGGAAGAAGACUCUCACCAGAACUUGACCAUACUGCACAAUGAUCUUAGACUUCCAUCUCCAGAACUGUUAAGAAAUAAAUUUCUGUUGUUUUUAAGCCACCCAGUCUAUGGUACUUUGUUAUAACAGCCGGAAUGAAGACACUCAUAUUAGGAGUUUCAUUGUUAGAAAAGCAUGCUCUGAAAGCAAAAGGUGUGGCUAGACAUCCUUUUGUGGAACAGAUUAGGUAUGUGGUUGCUGGAUCCUCUCAAAUAUCUCAGCAGCAAUCAAAAUAGUGAGGUUAUCCAGGAAAGAUUUCCUGUGGAGAGCUCUUUUGUUUAGUGGCAUGAAUCCUGCAUUACGUACAUAAGAAACCUACAAAUUUUUUAAAGAAUGUUAUAUCAGCAGAAACAUUGCCAUCUUUGACUGAAGGUGAUCGAGAGGUAGAGGCCAGAGGAGCUGUUGAGAGCCCAGAGGCCUAUGGUUGAGAGCCCAGAGAACAGAGGUUCGAGCAACAGAGGAUUAUUUUCAGGCCUUGAAAUCUAAUGGAAAAUUUCCUGCUAGGUAUCAAAUUUGUUUAAGAUUGGUGACCCUUUUACUCCUUCCAAUUGCUGCCUUUUGAAAUGGGGAUGUCUAUCAGAUGCCUGCCCCACCAUUAUAUUUUGGAAGCAAAUAACCUAUUUUCUAGGUUCACAGGCCUAGAGAUAGAGAGAAAUUUUGCCCCAGGACAGAUCAUGCCUGGCACCUCACUCACACCAAAUUUAGAUGAUGAGAUUUGGGACUUUUGAGCUGACAAUAUUUAGAUGAGAUUUUGAGCUCAAAGUUAAUUCUGUAAUGGGUUGAGCCGUUUGGAAAUGUUGAGAUACCUUAAUGAAUGUGUUUUGCAUGUGGCAUGAAUGUGAAUUUUGGGGGGCCAGGUGACAGAGUAUAGUGGCUCCCAAAAAGAUAUGUCCACGUCUUAAUCACUGGAACCAGUAAUUGGAAAAGGGGUCUUUACAGAUAUAAUUUAAGGAUCUUGAGAUGAAAACAUCCUGGAUUAUCUUGGUGAGACCUAAAUCCAAUGACAAAUGUUUUUGUAAGAGUGAGGCAGAGGGAAAUUUGACACACAUAAAGGGGAGGAGGCAAUGUGACCACAGAGAUAGAGAUUGGAGUGAUGCAGACACAAGUUAAGGAAUGCUCACAGCCCCAAGAAGCUAGAAGAAACAAGAAAUGAAUUCUUCUCUGGAGCCUCCAGAGGGAGCAGAGCAGCAGAGCCUGCCUACACCUUGAUUUUGGACUUCUGACCUUCAGAACUGUGAGAGAAUAAACCUCUGCUGUUUUAAACCACAACAUUUAUGGUAAUUUGUUACAGCAGCCAGAGGAAACUAAUGCAUCCAUUAAGACAUACAGAGGGGCAAGAGACCCAUAGAGGACUGUCUUUGCCAGCAGACUAAUCCUCUAGUUGUUCCUUUAUUUUGCCUGAAAGGUUGAAUUUUCUUCCUUAACCUUCCCACAAAAUCAUUCAUAUAUAACCUUUGUGUGUGUUGUGAGCUUUCUCCAAGGUGUGGUGAGAUCAGAAGCAAGCCAACUACAGCAAUACAAACAGGCUAAACUACCGUGUUAGGCAUCCCUGUUUCUGCAAGUUUCCAACCACACUGCUAUGUUGCUGGUCAUCCUUUCUUUCCCUCUUGUCAUUGUUCCUGCUUCCCUCAAAAUCCUGUUCAGCUUCCUCCUUAGUGGCCCUGCCUCUUUAUUACUGAUACCCUAAAAGUUUUAUCUGCACCUCAGUUUAUCGAGGAUUUUUCUACACAAAGAUAGUUUCUCUCUAAAAUAUAAGUAUAAAAUAUUUUCUCCAUUUAAAUAAUAAAUGAUUGCAUCAGAGUAAUGGUGUUUAAAAAGAACUUUGAGAGAUUCCAUGUAGUGGUGGUGAAUAUGUAAGUGGGAGGAGGGGAGUGAGGGAAUUGAUAAUAAGGGAGGAAGGUAGGAUGGGACGAAGAAAACCCGGAAUCAGAAGGAUGUUGGAAUUAGAACCGGUCAGAGCUACAGAAACAAGGUCCUCAAGGCUGAGAAUAUGGUCUCAUGCAUCCAGACAUCAAAGUUACAAAGUGGAAGAAUCUGCCAACUUAAAAUGCAUUUUAAAUUGUUGUUUGGCAUACAACGUUGGUCUCCCAGAAGCAAAAAUAUUUUCCGGUCCUUCAAGUGAACAGUUUGGCUAUGCAGUGCAGCAGUUCAUAAAUCCAAAAGGCAACUGGUUACUGGUUGGUUCACCCUGGAGUGGCUUUCCUGAGAACCGAAUGGGAGAUGUGUAUAAGUGUCCUGUUGACCUAUCCACUGCCACAUGUGAAAAACUAAAUUUGCAAACUUCAACAAGCAUUCCAAAUGUUACUGAGAUGAAAACCAACAUGAGCCUCGGCUUGACCCUCACAAGGAACAUGGGAACUGGAGGGUUUCUCACAUGUGGUCCUCUGUGGGCACAGCAGUGUGGGAAUCAGUAUUACACAACGGGUGUGUGUUCUGACAUCAGUCCUGAUUUUCAGCUCUCAGCCAGCUUCUCACCUGCAGCUCAGCCGUGCCCUUCCCUCAUAGAUGUUGUGGUUGUGUGUGAUGAAUCAAAUAGUAUUUAUCCUUGGGAUGCAGUGAAGAAUUUUUUGGAAAAAUUUGUACAAGGCCUGGAUAUAGGCCCCACAAAGACACAGGUGGGGUUAAUUCAGUAUGCCAAUAAUCCAAGAGUUGUGUUUAACUUGAACACAUAUAAAACCAAAGAAGAAAUGAUUGUAGCAACAUCCCAGACAUCCCAAUAUGGUGGGGACCUCACAAACACAUUCGGAGCAAUUCAAUAUGCAAGAAAAUAUGCUUAUUCAGCAGCUUCUGGUGGACGACGAAGUGCUACCAAAGUAAUGGUAGUUGUAACUGAUGGUGAAUCACAUGAUGGUUCAAUGUUGAAAGCUGUGAUUGAUCAAUGCAACCAUGACAAUAUACUGAGGUUUGGUAUAGCAGUUCUUGGGUACUUAAACAGAAAUGCCCUUGAUACUAAAAAUUUAAUAAAAGAAAUAAAAGCAAUCGCUAGUAUUCCAACAGAAAGAUACUUUUUCAAUGUGUCUGAUGAAGCAGCUCUACUAGAAAAGGCUGGGACAUUAGGAGAACAAAUUUUCAGCAUUGAAGGUACUGUUCAAGGAGGAGACAACUUUCAGAUGGAAAUGUCACAAGUGGGAUUCAGUGCAGAUUACUCUCCUCAAAAUGAUAUUCUGAUGCUGGGUGCAGUGGGAGCUUUUGGCUGGAGUGGGACCAUUGUCCAGAAGACAUCUCAUGGCCAUUUGAUCUUUCCUAAACAGGCCUUUGACCAAAUUCUGCAGGACAGAAAUCACAGUUCAUAUUUAGGUUACUCUGUGGCUGCAAUUUCUACUGGAGAAAGCACCCACUUUGUUGCUGGUGCUCCUCGGGCAAAUUAUACCGGCCAGAUAGUGCUGUACAGUGUGAAUGAGAAUGGCAAUGUCACAGUUAUUCAGGCUCACCGAGGUGACCAGAUUGGCUCCUAUUUCGGUAGCGUGCUAUGUUCAGUUGAUGUGGAUAAAGACACCAUUACAGAUGUGCUCUUGGUAGGUGCACCAAUGUACAUGAAUGACCUAAAGAAAGAGGAAGGAAGAGUCUACCUGUUUACUAUCAAAAAGGGCAUUUUGAGUCAGCACCAAUUUCUUGAAGGCCCCGAGGGCAUUGAAAAUGCUCGAUUUGGUUCAGCAAUUGCAGCUCUUUCAGACAUCAACAUGGAUGGCUUUAAUGAUGUGAUUGUUGGUUCGCCACUAGAAAAUCAGAAUUCUGGAGCUGUAUACAUUUAUAAUGGUCAUCAGGGCACUGUCCGCACGAAGUAUUCCCAGAAAAUCUUGGGAUCCGAUGGAGCCUUUAGGAGCCAUCUCCAGUACUUUGGGAGGUCCUUGGAUGGCUAUGGAGAUUUAAAUGGGGAUUCCAUCACUGAUGUGUCCAUUGGUGCCUUUGGACAAGUGGUUCAACUCUGGUCACAAAGUAUUGCUGAUAUAGCUAUAGAAGCUUCAUUCACACCAGAAAAAAUCACUUUGGUCAAUAAGAAUGCUCAGAUAAUUCUCAAACUCUGCUUCAGUGCAAAGUUCAGACCUACUAAGCAAAACAAUCAAGUGGCCAUUGUAUAUAACAUCACACUUGAUGCAGAUGGAUUUUCAUCGAGAGUAACCUCCAGGGGGUUAUUUAAAGAAAAUAAUGAAAGGUGCCUGCAGAAGAAUAUGGUAGUAAAUCAAGCACAGAGUUGCCCCGAGCACAUCAUUUAUAUACAGGAGCCCUCUGAUGUUGUCAACUCUUUGGAUUUGCGUGUGGACAUCAGUCUGGAAAACCCUGGCACUAGCCCUGCCCUUGAAGCCUAUUCUGAGACUACCAAGGUCUUCAGUAUUCCUUUCCACAAAGACUGUGGUGAGGAUGGACUUUGCAUUGCUGAUCUAGUUCUAGAUGUCCGACAAAUACCAGCUGCUCAAGAACAACCCUUUACUGUCAGCAACCAAAACAAAAGGUUAACAUUUUCAGUAACACUGAAAAACAAAAGGGAAAGUGCAUACAACACUGGAAUUGUUGUUGAUUUUUCAGAAAACUUGUUUUUUGCAUCAUUCUCCCUGCCGGUUGAUGGGACAGAAGUAACAUGCCAGGUGGCUGCAUCUCAGAAGUCUGUUGCCUGUGAUGUAGGCUACCCUGCUUUAAAGAGAGAACAACAGGUGACCUUUACUAUUAACUUCGACUUCAAUCUUCAAAACCUUCAGAAUCAGGCAUCUCUCAGUUUCCAAGCCUUAAGUGAAAGCCAAGAAGAAAACGAGCCUGAUAAUUUGGUCAACCUCAAAAUUCCUCUCCUGUAUGAUGCUGAAAUUCACUUAACAAGAUCUACCAACAUAAAUUUUUAUGAAAUCUCUUCGGAUGGGAAUGUUCCUUCAAUCGUGCACAGUUUUGAAGAUAUUGGCCCAAAAUUCAUCUUCUCCCUGAAGGUAACAACAGGAAGUGUUCCAGUAAGCAUGGCAACUGUAAUCAUCCACAUCCCUCAAUAUACCAAAGAAAAGAACCCACUGAUGUACCUAACUGGGGUGCAAACAGACAAGGCUGGUGACAUCAGUUGUAAUGCAGAUAUCAAUCCACUGAAAAUAGGACAAACAUCUUCUGUAUCUUUCAAAAGUGAAAAUUUCAGGCACACCAAAGAAUUGAACUGCAGAACUGCUUCCUGUAGUAAUGUUACCUGCUGGUUGAAAGACCUUCACAUGAAAGGAGAAUACUUUGUUAAUGUGACUACAAGAAUUUGGAACGGGACUUUUGCAUCAUCCACGUUCCAGACGGUACAGCUAACGGCAGCUGCAGAAAUCAACACCUACAACCCUGAGAUAUACGUGAUCGAAGAUAACACUGUGACGAUUCCCCUGAUGAUAAUGAAACCUGAUGAGAAAGCCGAAGUACCAAUAGGAGUUAUAAUAGGAAGUAUAAUUGCUGGAAUCCUUUUGCUGUUAGCUCUGGUUGCAAUUUUAUGGAAGCUCGGCUUCUUCAAAAGAAAAUAUGAAAAGAUGACCAAAAAUCCAGAUGAGAUUGACGAGACCACAGAACUCAAUAGCUGAACCAGCAGACCUACCUGCAGUGGGAACUGGCAGCAUCCCAGCCAGAGUUUGCUGUUUGCGUGAAUGGAUUUCUUUUUAAAUCCCCCCCCCCCUUUUUUUGUUUAAUCAUGUCAUAGGUAAACUAACCUGGUAUUUUAAGAGAAAACUGCAGGUCAGUUUGGCAUGAAGAUAUUGUGGGGGGUUGGGGAGGUGCGGGGAGCGGGUAGGGAUAUAAUGGGUAAAAGACUUAUUUUAUAUGAUGGGGAAAAAAAGUAAUCUUUAAACUGGCUGGCCCAGAGUUUACAUUCUAAUGUGCAUUUUGUCAGAAAUAUGAAAUGCUUCCAAGCAUGAUAACUUUUAAAGAAAAAUAUGAUACUCUCAGAUUUUAAGGGGGAAAACUGUUUUCUUUAAAAUACUUGUCUUUAAACAGCAACAACAAGAGCGGAAGUGCCUGAUAUGUAAGGACUUCCACUUGUGUAUAUUUUAAUGACUAUUGAUGUUAACAAAAACACAGGUUGUUUUUCAAUUUAUGCUGCUCAUCCAAAGUUGCCACAGAUGAUACUUCUAAGUGAUAAUUUUAUUUAUAAACUAGGUAAAAUUUGUUGUUGGUUCCUUUUAGAGCACGGCUGCCCCUUCCACACCCUAUCUUGCUCUAAUGAUCAAAACAUGCUUGAAUAACUAAGCUUAGAGUAUACCUCCUAUAUGUCCAUUUAAGUUAGGAGAGGGGGCGAUAUAGAGACCAAGGCACAAAAUUUUGUUUAAAACCCAGAAUAUAACAUUUAGGUAAAAUCCCAUCUGCUAGAGGCCCAUCCUGUGCCAGAGGAAGGAAAAGGAGGACAUUUCCUUUCUCUUUUAGGAGGCACAACAGCUAUCUUUUAGGACUUGUUUGGGUGACUGGCAGUAACCUAGUGAAUUUCUGAAAGAUGAGUAUUUCUUUGGCAACCUUCCUCCUCCCUUACUGAACCACUCUCCCACCUCCUGGUGGUCCCAUUAUUAUAGAAGCCCUCUACAGCCUGACUUUCUCUCCAGUGGUCCAAAGUUAUCCCCUCCUUUACCCCUCAUCCAAAGUUCCCACCCCUUCAGGACAGCUGCUGUGCAUUAGAUAUUGGGAAAAGUCACCUGUUUAAUUUACACACUUGCAUGAAUUACUGUAUAUAACCUCCUUACCUUCAGGAAGCUAUUUUCAUUUAGUGCUAAACAAGUAAGAAAAAUAAGCUCGAGUGAAUUUCUAAAUGUUGGAACGCGAGGGGAUGUAAACAAUGUAAAGUAAAACAUCUCAGGAUUUCGUGAGAAGUUACAGAUGAGGCACUGGAAGCCACCAAAUUGGCAGGUGCACCCUCUGUGGCUGUCUUGUUUCUGAAGAACUUAAACUUCCACAAGAAAGAAUUUGACCUAGGCAAGUUUGUUCAAAAGGUAGAUCCUGAGAUGAUUUGGUCAGAUUGGGAUAAGGCCCAGCAAUAUGCAUUUUAACAGGCACCCCAGUCACUAGGAUGCAGAUGGACCACACUUUGAGAAACACCACCCAUUUCUACUUUUUGCACCUAAUUUUCUCUGUUCCUGAGCCCCCACAUUCUCUAGGAGAAACUUAGAGGAAAAGGGCACAGACACUACAUUAUCUAAAGCUUUGGACAAGUCCUUGACCUCUAUAAACUUCAGAGUCCUCAUUAUAAAAUGGGAAGACUGACCUGGACUUCAGCAGUGAUGCUUUUAGUUCUAAAAGUCUAUGGUCUGGAUUUCUAUCAUACAAAUAGACAAUCUUCCAAGAAUUUGACUUGGAAAAAAAUGUCAGAGGAAAACAGGUUAUCUGCCCAUGUGCAUAUGGACGACCUUGACUGCCCUGGCCCAGCCCCUAUGUUGGCAGUCCAGGGCUAUCUGUACUGUUUACAGAAUUACUUUGUAAUUGACAACACAAAACCAACAAGAAAAGGCACAAAAUGCCAGGGUUUUAUAGAAAAAAUAGCAUGGUAUUCUCUAGUUAGGUAUGCCAGAGUCCAAUUCUUUUAACAGCUGUGAGAAUUCGCUGUUUUGUUCCAAUGAAAAUUUUAUUUAAAAAAAAAAAAAAAGACUAGAGAAACUAGUCAUUAACUUGAUAAAUAAUAUUUAACAGCUAGUGAUGCUGGUGUGUGCCUGCAGCUCCAGCUACUUGGGAGACUGAGACAGGAGGAUCGCUUGAGUCCAAGAGUUCAAGUCCAGCCUAAGCAACAUAGCAAGACCCUGUCUCAAAAAAAAAUGACUAUUUAAAAAAACAGUGUGGCUGGGAACAGUGGCUCACACCUGUAAUCCCUACACUUUGGGAGGCUGAGGCCAGUGGAUCAUGAGGUCAGGAGUUUGAGACCAGCCUGGCCAAUAUAGUGAAACCCCAUCUCUUCUAAUAACACAAAAAUUAGCUGGACGUAGUGGCAGGGGCUGUAAUCCCAGCUACUCGGGAAGCUGACGCAGGAGAAUCACUUGAACCUGGGAUGCGGAGGCUGCAGUGAGCCAAGAUCGUGCCACUGCACUCCAGCCUGGGCGACAGGGCAAGACUCCGUUUAAAAAAAAAAAAAAAAAGAGUUAGUACUGUAUAUAAAAAUAUUAGCUUUUCAAUGUGCUAUACAAAGAAUUAUAGCACAACCCUCCUUUUAUUUUACUCUGUCUCACCUUCUUUAGGUGAGUACUUCCUUAAAUAAGUACUAAACAUACAUAUACAGAACUUGAAAGCUUUGGUUAGCCUUGCCUUAGGUAAUCCGCCUAGUUUACACUGUUUACAGGGAGUAGUUGAAUUACUAUAAACCAUUAGCCACUUGUCUGUGCACCAUUUAUCACACCAGGGCAGGGUCUCUCAACCUGGGCACUACUGUCAUUUGGGGCCAGGUGAUUCUUCCUUGCAGGGAAUGUCCUGUACCUUGUAGGACAGCAGCCCUGUCCUAUAAGGUAUGAUGUUUAGCAGCAUCCCUGGCCUCUAGCUACUUGAUGCCAGAGCAUCCUCCCCCUGCAGUCAGGACAAUCAAAAAAUGUCUCCAGACAUUGUCAAAUGCCUCCUGGGGGGCAGUAUUUCUCAAGCACUUUUAAGCAAAGGUGAGUAUUCAUACAAGAAAUUCAGGGGAAAAACAUUUUUUAAAUAAAAGCUAUGUGUUCCUAUUCAACAAUAUUUUUGCUUUAAAAGUCAGUAGAGGGCAUAAAAGAUGUCAAAUUCAAAUUUCCAUUUCAUAAAUGGUAUACAGACAAGGUCUAUAGAAUGUGGUAAAAACUUGACUGCCACACAAGGCUUAUAAAAUAGUAAGAUAGUAAAAUAACUUAUGAAGAAACUACAGAGAUUUAAAAAUGUGCAUCACUCAUUUCAGCAGCAAAAUAAGAACUCCUAACUGGACAGAAAUUUUUCUAGCUAGCAAUGUUAUUUUUGUAAAAUAGUUAUCAAAAAUUAUCUUCAAAAUGUGAAGAGUAAAGAAAAUAAAGCCAAUUUACUAUAGUCACACAAGUGACUAUACUAAAAAUUGUUACAAAGUGUAUAAUUUUAUAAUGUAUUUACCUGUCCUGAUAUAUAGCUAUAACCCAAUAUAUGAAAAUCUCAAAAAUUAAGACAUCAUCAUACAGAAGGCAGGAUCCCUUAAACUGAGAUCCCUGAUCCAUCUUUCAUAUUUCAAUUUCCACACAUAAAACAAUUAUAUAAAAUCUUUGUAGGACUAUGCCCUUUUGUGUAUGCAUACCCAUUUUAACCAAUUUGAAAAGUUAAUUUAAAAUCUAGAGGUGAAUGAGAAACAUGGGGGAAAAGUGUGAAAUAAGUGAAAAUAUUAACUAUUUCUUUGAACUCUAAAGACUGAAACUGUAGCCAUUAUGUAAAUAUAGUUUCAUAUGUACCUGUUUAUUUUGGCAGAUUGUCAAAAUAUGAAUGUAUAUAUUGCAUAACUAUGUUAGAAUUGUGUAUAUUUUAAAGAAAUUGUCUUGGAUAUUUUCCUUUAUACAUAAUAGAUAAGUCUUUGUUCAAAUGUGUUUGAUGUUUUUGAUUAAAUGUGUUUUGCCUCUUUACUUUCCACAAAAACUAUAAAAAUAAAUGCAUGUUUGUAUGAAAAGUUGCAGAAUUCAUCUGAUUUACGAGAAACAAAAAUUAAAUUGUUGUCAACAUAAACUAGUUAAUAGCUUUUCUCAUAUACAAGUAUAACAAACAGAAAAGUUUCAUUAAUUGUAAGCCACUCUUUUCAUACCACAUUAUUGAAUAUUGUUACAAAUGUCUGGAAAAUAAAGUUAUUUUCUUUGGGCUUUUACAAG
This is a messenger RNA of Cercocebus atys (sooty mangabey), 9918 nucleotides long. It is a transcript of the gene ITGA2, whose product is annotated as integrin, alpha 2 (CD49B, alpha 2 subunit of VLA-2 receptor). Bases 2074 to 5697 code for a protein of 1207 amino acids. Gene Ontology annotation, cellular component: external side of plasma membrane; integrin complex. The transcript has 30 exons. Gene Ontology annotation, biological process: cell-cell adhesion; integrin-mediated signaling pathway; cell adhesion mediated by integrin. Gene Ontology annotation, molecular function: integrin binding. The record is from RefSeq and is a predicted model, not a curated record. Lineage: Eukaryota; Metazoa; Chordata; Mammalia; Primates; Cercopithecidae.